This is a messenger RNA of Diceros bicornis minor, 2717 nucleotides long. RefSeq names its product ring finger protein 10 (gene RNF10). Gene Ontology annotation, biological process: positive regulation of myelination; positive regulation of transcription by RNA polymerase II. The transcript is spliced from 17 exons. Gene Ontology annotation, molecular function: transcription cis-regulatory region binding. Lineage: Eukaryota; Metazoa; Chordata; Mammalia; Perissodactyla; Rhinocerotidae. The record is from RefSeq and is a predicted model, not a curated record. Bases 74 to 2506 code for a protein of 810 amino acids.
CCGAACGCCAUGAGCCUGGGUCCCCGCCGCGCCCGCUCCGCUCCGACCGCCGCCGCCUCCGAGGCCCCCGUUGAUGCCGCAGAGCUCCCCCAACGCCGCCGCCACCGCCUCCGAUAUGGACAAGAACAGCGGCUCCAGCAGCUCCUCCGCCUCUUCGGGCAGCAGCAAAGGGCAACAGCCGCCCCGCUCCGCCUCGGCGGGGCCAGUCGGCGAGUCUAAACCCAAGAGCGAUGGAAAGAACUCAAACGGAUCCAAGCGUUAUAAUCGCAAACGUGAACCUUCCUACCCCAAAAAUGAAACUUUUAGCAGCCAGUCCCGUCGCUCCAAUUCACAGAAAAGCAAAACUUUUAACAAGAUGCCUCCUCAAAGGGGCGGCGGCAGCAGCAAACUCUUUAGCUCUUCUUUUAAUGGUGGAAGACGAGAUGAGGUAGCAGAGGCUCAACGGGCAGAGUUUAGCCCUGCCCAGUUCUCUGGUCCUAAGAAGAUCAACCUGAACCACUUGUUGAAUUUCACUUUUGAACCCCGUGGCCAGGCGGGUCACUUUGAAGGCAGUGGACAUGGCAGCUGGGGAAAAAGGAACAAGUGGGGGCAUAAGCCUUUUAACAAGGAACUCUUUUUACAGGCCAACUGCCAGUUUGUGGUGUCUGAAGACCAAGACUACACAGCUCAUUUUGCUGAUCCUGAUACCUUAGUUAACUGGGACUUUGUGGAACAAGUGCGCAUUUGCAGCCAUGAAGUGCCAUCUUGUCCAAUAUGCCUAUAUCCACCUACUGCAGCCAAGAUCACACGUUGCGGACACAUCUUCUGCUGGGCAUGCAUCUUGCACUAUCUUUCACUGAGUGAGAAGACCUGGAGUAAAUGUCCCAUCUGUUACAGUUCUGUGCAUAAGAAGGAUCUCAAGAGUGUUGUUGCCACAGAGUCACGUCAGUAUGUUGUUGGUGAUACCAUUACGAUGCAGCUGAUGAAGAGGGAGAAAGGGGUGUUGGUGGCCUUGCCCAAAUCCAAAUGGAUGAAUGUAGACCAUCCUAUUCGUCUAGGAGAUGAACAGCACAGCCAGUACUCCAAGUUGCUGCUGGCCUCUAAGGAGCAGGUGCUGCACCGGGUAGUUCAGGAGGAGAAAGUAGCCCUCGAGCAGCAGCUGGCAGAGGAGAAGCACACUCCCGAGUCCUGCUUUAUUGAGGCAGCUAUCCAGGAGCUCAAGACUCGGGAAGAGGCUCUGUCAGGAUUUGCUGAAAGCAAAGGGGAGGUGACUGGUGUCGUGUCUGCUUUGGAACAACUGGUGCUGAUGGCUCCCUUGGCAAAGGAGUCUGUUUUUCAACCCAGGAAGGAUGUGCUAGAGUAUCUAUCUGCUUUUGAUGAAGAAACCACCGAAGUUUGCUCUCUGGGCUCUCCUUCUCGUCCUCUUGCUCUCCCUCUGGUAAAGGAAGAGGAAGCGGUGUCUGAACUGGAACCUGAGUUGUCAGAGGCCUGUGAUGACUCAGAGUUAGCAGAUGACAAUCUUGGAGAGGGGACCAUUUGUACUGAUUCCAGCCAGCAGGAACUCAUCACCAAGCCAGGCUUCACACACCUGAACAGCUCUCCUUGUUACUACUUUUACCAAGCGGAGGACGGGCAGUACAUGUUCCUGCACCCUGUGAACGUGCGCUGCCUGGUGCGGGAGUACGGCAGCCUGGAGCAGAGCCCUGAGAAGAUCUCGGCAACAGUGGUGGAGAUCGCUGGGUACUCCAUGUCUGAGGACGUUCGACAGCGUCACAGAUAUCUCUCUCACUUGCCGCUCACCUGUGAGUUCAGCAUCUGUGAACUGGCCCUGCAGCCUCCUGUUGUCUCUAAGGAAACCCUAGAGAUAUUCUCAGAUGACAUUGAGAAGAGAAAGCGUCAGCGCCAGAAGAAGGCUCGGGAGGAACGCCGCCGAGAGCGCAGAAUUGAGAUGGAGGAGAACAAGAGACAGGGCAAGUAUCCUGAAGUCCACAUUCCCCUAGAGAAUCUACAGCAGUUUCCUGCCUUCAAUUCCUAUGCCUGCUCCUCCAAUUCUGCUUUGGGUCCCACCAGCACUGAGGGCCAUGGGGCCCUCUCCGUUUCUUCUCUUAGCAGAAGCCCGGGGUCCCAAGCAGACUUUCUGCUGACCCCUCUGUCACCCACUGCCAGUCAGGGCAGUCCUUCAUUCUGCAUUGGGAGUCUGGAAGAAGACUCACCCUUCCCUUCCUUUGCCCAGAUGCUAAGGGUUGGAAAAGCAAAAGCAGAUGUGUGGCCCAAAACUGCUCCAAAGAAAGAUGAAAACAGCUUAGUUCCUCCUGCACCUGUGGACAGUGAUGGGGAGAGUGAUAACUCGGACCGUGUUCCUGUGCCCAGCUUCCAGAAUUCCUUCAGCCAAGCUAUUGAAGCAGCCUUCAUGAAGCUGGACACGCCGGCUACUUCAGAUCCCCUCUCUGAAGAGAAAGGAGGAAAGAAAAGAAAAAAACAGAAACAGAAGCUACUGUUCAGCACCUCAGUCGUCCACACCAAGUGACACUACUGGCCCAGGCUACCUUCUCUGUUUCGUUUUCUUUUUUCCGUGCUUUUGUUUUGCUGCUGUGAUUUUUAAGUAUUUGAGUUUGGACAGAUUAGCUCUGGGGGGAGGGGGUUUCCACAGUGUGAGGGGGAACCAAGAAAAUUUUAAAUACAGUGUAUUUUCCAGCUUCCUGUCUUUACACCAAAAUAAAGUAUUGACACUCAUAAGA